This is a messenger RNA of Dreissena polymorpha, 1567 nucleotides long. Its product is annotated as lysophospholipid acyltransferase 1-like. NCBI's taxonomy places the organism in Eukaryota, Metazoa, Mollusca, Bivalvia, Myida, Dreissenidae. The coding region runs from base 68 to 1567 and encodes 499 amino acids. The record is from RefSeq and is a predicted model, not a curated record. Gene Ontology annotation, biological process: lipid modification. The transcript is spliced from 13 exons. Gene Ontology annotation, cellular component: membrane. Gene Ontology annotation, molecular function: acyltransferase activity.
UUCAUCGUGAACUCUCACCCGUAAACCAAAAUUAAUAACAAUUGUCAAUAUUCAGAGGGCCUGCAAAAUGGGCGGUGGUAGACAAGAAAGCUAUCUGGAGACAUUGGCAUCUCAAUUCGGAGUGCCAACCGAUAUGUUGAUAUUCUUUCUGGGGGAGGGGGUGUGCCUGCUGUGUGCAGUUCUCUACUACAACUACUGUACGGUGGAGAGGGUCGGUGCAAAUGUACGCCACCUAGUGGCCCUGUUUGUCGGCAUUGCUGUCGGAACAUUGAGCUUUGGAUGGCAGUUUUUCCACAUGUAUGCCCAGGCGUUUUCCUGUUACCUUGCCAUGAGGAUCCUACCCAGCUCAGUAAUGCACCUGGGUGUGUUUACACUAGCCAUGCUCUACCUAGUGUCUCUACACCUCUACCGGGCUUAUGUGAUACCUGAGGAUAUCCUCUACAGUAUUGACGUCUCAGGCCCACUCAUGAUCAUCACUCAGAAGAUAACCAGCCUGGCAUUCAGUGUCCAUGAUGGUCGUCAUGGCAACAAGGACAAACUGUCUGACCUCCAGAAGAGAUAUAUGAUCAGUCGACCACCAAGUCUCCUUGAGUACCUCAGCUACCUGUUCUACUUCCAAGGGGUUCUGGUCGGGCCGAUUUCCUUUUAUGCCGACUACCAGGCUUUCAUUGAGGGAACUUAUGUGUCCUCAAAACAUUUACAAAACGGAAGUGACAAUAAUAACAAAUACAGAAUGAAUGGGCGACCCUCACCAUUUGAUGUUGUCUGCUACAAACUGUGUGUAACUCUGUUUUGGAUGGGCUUCCAUUUCACUAUCAAGCCUUUGUACCCUGAAAUGAUAAAUGCAGAUCUUGCGUUCAUCAGGUCACAUGGUUUUCUCUAUCGACUCUGGUACAUGUGGAUCUCCAUGCUGUGUUGUCGGGCCAAGUACUACGUGGCCUUCUCAUUGGGCGAUGCUAUCUGCAAUGCAUCGGGCCUGGGUUUCAAUGGGUAUGACAGGGAUGGGAGACCACGAUGGGACCUUGUCAGUAACGUACACAUUCUCGGAAUCGAGGGUGCCACAAGUUUCAAGACGUACAUUGACAACUGGAACAUUCAGACGGCAGUGUGGCUCCGUGUCGUCUGCUAUGAUCGCAUUCCCGCUCAGAAGAGAUUCUUCACAUUCUUCCUCAGCGCCAUGUGGCAUGGCUGUUACCCGGGUUACUACUUCACGUUUGUGUCAGGUGUUCCCAUGUCUGAAGUGGCCAGAAAGGUUCGCCACAGGGUGAGGCCAUACUUCCUGUCCAGUCGAGUGUCCCAGAUGCUGUACAAUGUAAUUACAUGGGUCUCCACCCACAUUGCCAUGUCCUAUAUCGUGGUUCCCUUUACCAUUCUACACUGGGAACCAACCAUUGUGUUCUACACAUUCAAUACCUUCUGGUGUGUUCACCUCCUCUGUGGACUACUCUUCUUUAUUGUGCCACAGAUUCCAGCCUGCAAGAGCCAAGAAAAGGCAACCAGUCUACACCAGACACAACUAGACACCUCAAAUUCUACAAAGUCAUCAAAUAAAAAUAAAGCAGAGUGA